Messenger RNA from Neofelis nebulosa (Clouded leopard), 4835 nucleotides. RefSeq names its product carbonic anhydrase 5B, mitochondrial-like. Bases 158 to 661 code for a protein of 167 amino acids. Gene Ontology annotation, cellular component: cytoplasm; mitochondrion. The record is from RefSeq and is a predicted model, not a curated record. Lineage: Eukaryota; Metazoa; Chordata; Mammalia; Carnivora; Felidae. The transcript is spliced from 7 exons. Gene Ontology annotation, molecular function: zinc ion binding; carbonate dehydratase activity.
GGGAGAGGUGGUUCAAGGCCUGAGGCAGUGAGCGACUCCAAGGCAGGACUUAAAGGGCUUUGUCGGAGACAGGCGGGGCGACGGGGACGUGACGUGUUACGCGCCAUGACGUGUACGGCGUGAGGGGCGUGACGAGUCGCGACGGGACGUGGCUAAGAUGGCCGCGCGCAUGAGUCUCUCCCCGGCGCUGAGUGGAGGGGGUCCGCUCUCAGGGAAAUAUUCGGGUUAUCAGGUUCCUGCACGUUAUUUCGGGCCUGAUCAACAUUUCAAGCUAAACAUGGUGGUGAUGAGUAUCCUCAGGGCCAUUCUGCAAGCCUCUCCAUGCAGGUCACCGUGGAGAAGAUUCCAGAUCCCCAGCUCCGUGCCGGCGAGGCCCUGCAGCCUCUACACCUGCACGUACAAAACCCGGAACCGAGCCUUGCACCCGCUCUGGGAGAGCGUGGACCUGGUCCCGGCGGGCGAGCGCCAGUCGCCCAUCAACAUCCGGUGGAGGGACAGUGUGUAUGAUCCUGGCUUAAAACCGCUCACCAUCUCUUACGACCUGACCACCUGCCUCCACGUCUGGAAUAACGGGUACUCCUUCCUCGUGGAAUUUGAAGAUUCUACAGAUAAGUCCGCUGCACUCGGAGCAUCAGAAUGCAGUCAUAUUUCAAAGCUUUGAGGAUGCAGCAACUGGAGGAAGGUGGUUUCAUUACGAUAGGAAUAUUUUUAAAGAUGAAGUGAAGCUCGAUGAAGUUAAGUGCUCUCCUGCCACGUCAUGCAGUUAUCCGCUGGAGAAGUCAACGGCAAAGCUGUGGACCACACUCUGUGGCGCCUGUCAGCUCCUGUAGCUUCAGCAGGUGCAGACCUUCCCUGGAGGCUGUUUUCAGGGUACCAGGAUUUGUUUGAAUCAGCUACACAUCACAAAGAGCUGCAGAAAUUGGUGGAUACUUUGCCAUCAAUCAAGCAUAAGGACACCCUUGUGGAAUUUGGGUCAUUUGAUCCUUCCUGCCUGAUGCCCGCCUGCCCAGAUUACUGGACCUACUCAGGGUCCCUGACUACCCCGCCCCUCUCCGAGUCUGUCACCUGGAUCAUUAAGAAGCAGCCCGUAGAGAUUGAUCACGAUCAGGUAUGUUCUUUCCACCUUUCUGUAUGAGGACAUGCUAGUCUGCCCCUUUAACACAAGGCUGGGCUCAAACUUUGGCAUCGGUUUUGAACAUCUUGUAACGCUUCUACAUUUUUAUUAAAAUUUGCUAACAUCUUGUCUCAGUUUGGACAUGAAUUUGGAGAUACUUCAAAUUAACUGGAGAGAGGAGUUAAAACAUAGAAGAGCAUAAGCUUUUUGCUUUCAUUUUGGACAAUAUCCUGUCUUUUACCAUAUAUACAUUGUGUAGAAUCUCUGUAAAACUUAAGACUUUUAAAUGGAAGGCAAAUACCAUAUGAUUUCACUCCUAUGUGAAAUUUACAAAACACAACAGAUGAACAUAGGGGAAGGGAAGGAAAAAAGAUAAAAAGAGAGAGGGAGCAAACCAUAAGAGACUUCUAAAGACAGAGAACAAACUGAGGAUUGCUGGAGGGAUGGUGGGUGGAGGGAUGGGCCGAAUGGGUGAUGGGCAUUAAGGAGGGCACUCGUUGGGAUGAGCACUGGGUGUCAUACGUAAGUGCUGAGUCACUUGGUUCUACUCCUGAAACCAAUACUAUACUGUAUGUUAACUAACUUGAAUUUAAAGAAAUAAAUUUUAAAAACUAAAUGAAUGGAAAAAUGAAGGCUGGAAAUGACUGUGUUCAAAACCCUUUGAUUUUCUUUUCUUUAUUAUUGUAGUGGACACGCAAUGUUACAUUAGUUUCAGGCGUACAGCAUGGUGAUUUGACAACUCCAUAUGUUAUGCUGUGCUCACCACAAGUGUAGUCACCAUCUGUCAUACAACUCUAUUACACUACCAUUGACUGUUUUCCCUGUGUGUUUUUUUUUUUUUUUACCUUUCAAUCCCCAUGGCUUAACUAAUUUCCUUAAUUACUAAUUUUCCCCAUGACAUUACUAGAAUCCUAUACCUCCCUCUCCCUUUGACCCAUUUUUCCCAUUCCCCCCAAUACUCCCCUCCCCUCUGGCAACCUUCAUACAUAGUUUGUUCUCUGUAUUUGUGCAAAAACCCUUAAUUUUCUUAAGAGAAGCUUCCUGUGGAAUUUCAAGGUAAAGAUAGAACCCGACAAUGUCUAUACAGAAAUUUUACUCAGUCAAAAAUUUUGACUUGGUAUUUGUUUUCGUUUAGAAUCUAAGUUUAAGUGGUGGGUACUACAUGAACACGCAAAAUGUUGUUUAAUUUAUAAGUGAAUGAAACAGUAAUAAUAAUUGCUUUUAUUUGUUUGUUUUGGAAUUUAAUUAAUUAAAAACUUUUUACAAGGACAAAAGCUUCCAAGUUCUUUUUUGUGAAGCCAAGAUAACAGUGAAACCAAAACCCACCAAAGAUUGGAUACCUCCCAAAAAGUAAAUACUAGGCCAGUAUCUCUCAAGAAUAUUUAGAAAAAAAGAAAGCUUAAUUAUUAGAAACAGAAUCUACCAGUACAUCAGAAGAAAUAUACACUUUGUCCACAUAAGAUUUUUUUCUGAAAUGUCAGUAUUAGGAAUGAUAUAUUAUGAUUAAUAGACUUCAUCCUGUCAGCAAAGCUAAAGGGAAGACUCAUAUUUCAUUUUCAUAAAUUCCUAAAGCUCAUUUGACAAAAUUGAUCAUGUAUUUUUUGUAAAAAUUUUUAUUGAAAUGAGAAUUCCCUAAGUUGAUAAAGUAGAUUAAUGUCAGCUCAGAAGUAAAUAGUAUGCCUAGUAUGGAAAGGAUAUCUACUAACUCCACUAUAAUUAGCAUAUGAAAUUUUAAAUUGGUUAAAUUCUGGUAGCAGCCAAUGUAGUUAGACCAAAAAAAGAUAAAGGAAAUGAGAAAAGCAAUUAGCAGAGUACCAUAUUAAUUUAUAGACAUCAAUUCCUUGGAUAUAUGUAAGUCACAGAAGAUACAAUGGAAGAAAGGUCUGUACUUAAAUGGAAACUCAAAAACUAAAAUACCUUGGAAUGAACUUAAAAUGUUACCAAGAAAACUCAAGCGUUCCUAAAGGACACAAAAAACUCUUUCAAAUAAAAUUCAUACCAUGUUAUUGAAUAGAAAGAUUUCAUAAAGACACCCUUGAUGUCAAUUCUUAAGUUGCAAUUUUCCAUGAAUAUUCUCCAUGCAUUUGAUGUCCCAAGAAAGAUAUCAAUAUUUACAUUGUGGGGUGCUGUCCUGUGUAUUUUAAGAUGUUUAGCAGUAUCCCUGGCCUCUACCCACAGGAUGCCAGUAGUUCCCCAAGGAGUGACAACCAAAAAUGUCUCCAUACAUUCUGUGUGUCUGUUGCAAACUCACCCCUGGUUGAGCACCACUCGUAUGUGCUAACCUCUAAUAACAACUAAUAAGUGAAAUCCUUUAUUGCUUAGUGUGUAAAAAAAGGCUUAAUUAAUCAGUGCAUUGGUUUACCAGUAAAGGCGUAGGAAUGAUUCAUUUAUUACUGCCUGUAGCUCACCCAGAGAACUGGUUUGUUGGAGGAUUCUUUAGCUACAAAACAGUCUUCGGGAACCUCCAGAAACUGAAUUUCCCCUUCAGAGGCCCCGACCCCGCUGCACUGCGAUCAUGGGCCGCUACCUGGGCACACCCAUGGCCACGCUGCCACGCCUGGCCCAGAAGCGAGGUUCCCUCUGGCCCAGGCCCACCCACUGCCACCCGGGCCCGGAUGGGAGCCAUAGCCUCUCCUGGGUCCGCAGCCAGCCCACCCCCAACAUGCCACCCUGCUGGGACCAUGCCAGAGUCUGGAGGGUGAUGGUCCCCAAGGCCUGGAGAGCUUUCACUGCAAGCCACCCCUCCAAAUCUUCAUGGGGUUGGAUUUUUACAGUGAUCACAAGAAUUUGAUGAAGUGGCUGUGAAGUGCUCAAUACCCUGCACACACCUGGAGCCUGGUGACAAUCGAACUCACUCCUGCAGAGCGCAGAGGGAAAUGCUACAGGUGCCUGCCUAUCCACGAGCCCCCGGGGCCCUAUGCCAAGGAGGCCUCGCUGAGGGCCCCUAGCAGAUGCAAGAAAGGAAAACAGAGAAUCCUCAGACCUGUCUGCUUCAAACCUCCCAGGCCAAGAGAAAGAGGCAGAGCCCGGGCCAGGCCAUCCUCCUUCAGGCCUGUAUGGAGAGACAGAAUGGUCCCUUCCUUUGUGCCCGGGCCUGGGCCUCCGAGGUGAGGCCUCUGCUCCUGGUGACCUGGGCCUACCUGCCUCAAGGACACAGCGCCGUGGCCUAGGCUGCCGAGCAGAUCAGUACUCCCCAGGGCCUGGGCCUCCUGCGGCCUGAUGUCUCCCCCGUAUCCUGAGUCAGAGCCCUGCCACCUCCACCUCCUGAGACUCAAACCCACAGUUGUUUCACUCUGCCCUACCCCCACAUGGGCCCCUGACACCCCCGGUCAGCCCUCUCCCCCGCAGCUGGCGGCUCCACCAAGCCCCCAGACCCACUCCCUUGACCCUGCAGAGCCCACACUGAAGAAGCUCUCCAGCUACCCAAACCUCUGCCUUCCUUGUGCCCACCCAGUCCUCCCACCUGUUCCCACACUCAUCGGGAAGGCAUGCUUCUCCCCUACUUCCCCACUUUGUGAAGUGAAAAUGGCGUUCUUGUUUUAGAUAAAAAUAAUAGACAGCUUUAUGAUCACAGAGAAUGUCAUUGUCUUUCUUUCAGAUGUACAUAUGUUAGGAUUGCGUCUACACUGUGAAUUCACCCUGGCCUUGUAGCAUCUGGGACCAAAUAAUUCUUUGUUCUUUGUUUCAUACACACAUUGUGAAAAUAAAAAACUGUCUCCAA